UAAGUUGUAAACGUUUAUUUCAAACCGUCCAACCAACAGCUGCAGUACGCGUUCGUUUCGCACCCAGUCCAACUGGAUAUCUCCAUCUUGGAGGCUUAAGAACGGCUUUGUUUAAUUAUUUAUUAGCACGGAAAACUGGAGGUGCUUUUAUUUUGAGAAUAGAAGAUACAGAUAGGGAACGCUAUGUUCCUGGAUCUGUGGAACGGUUGAUUUCUAUAUUGUCGUGGUCCGGCCUAACUUUUGAUGAAGGACCUGGGAAAAACGGAUCUCAUGACUCAUAUUAUCAGGCAGGUAAAGGCGUUGCGUACGAUCGCCAUUGCCUAUAUUUGAGCCAAAGAGAGGUUGACCAAAAAUUGGCACAGGGAGUUCCUCAUACUGUUCGACUCAAGACACCGGAUGGUGUUGUAACUGUAAAAGACCUGAUAUAUGGUAACAUUAUAUUCAACGAUAAACAUAUCGAUGAUACUAUUUUAUUGAAAAGUGAUGGGUAUCCAACUUAUCAUUUGGCGAAUGUCGUUGAUGAUCAUUUGAUGGGAAUCACACAUGUAUUACGCGGUGAGGAGUGGCUAUCUUCGACGCCUAAACAUACUGUUCUCUAUAAAGCAUUAGGGUGGAACUUACCUGAAUUUGUACAUUUGCCUCUGUUGUUUAAUCCGGAUAGAACAAAGCUAUCGAAACGAUCUGGUGAUAUUAAUGUUGAGGUGCUUGCGCAAAGGGGUUAUUUACCUGAAGCGUUAAUAAAUUUUGUUGCGUUGCUAGGAUGGAGCUCUCCUAAUGGAAAAAGGGACGAAAUAUUUACUUUGGAUGAAUUGAUAUCCGAGUUUUCGUUAGAACAUAUUGGCAAGUCAGGCGCCAUCGUAACGCGUGAGAAACUUGACUGGCUGAAUAAACAACAUUUGAUUCGUAAAUGCGAAUCUCCAAGUGGAUUAGCAGAGCUUGUUUCAUCAUUAAAAACAUUGGUAUAUGAACAAUUUGGCGAACAGUUUAAUGAAUCCGAUAAGAAAUACAAACUUGGAGAUGUAUAUCUUUCCGAGGUUAUUAUGACAAUUAAAGAUCGAAUACAAAAUAUAAAAGAUAUACCAGAAUUAUGUGGAUAUUUUUUUGUUCACCCUGAUUAUUAUUCUCCAGAAUCAAGAGUUACUAGAUCAAAUAUUCACGACAAUGAUUUAACUACAGUUGCCUUAGAGCAGAUCAAUCUUCUUAAUCAAGCUGAAUUUGAAGUUGAUACUAUUAAAUCUGUUAUUAAUAAUAUUAUUUCAAUUAGUCAGCUUAAUCGAAAUCAAGUUCUGAUGGCUUUGAGAUAUAUUAUAACUGGAAUUGGAGCAGGUGUUGCGAAAACUAUAAAAACUAUUGGAAAAGAUACAACUUUGCAACGCAUUAAUAAGGUUAUGGAGCUAGUAAAUUAG
Messenger RNA from Cetraspora pellucida, 1406 nucleotides. NCBI's taxonomy places the organism in Eukaryota, Fungi, Glomeromycota, Glomeromycetes, Diversisporales, Gigasporaceae. The record is from the annotation of a GenBank genome assembly.